GGAGCAAAGACGCUCAGCUUUCUGGACCACUGAGGAAACUCCAGCUCAACACCACAAGAAAUUGAAGGUGAUUGACUCAAAGGGACUGAUCAACAGCAUCCUGACACAAUGAAGUCUGUGAUUCUUUUGGCGGUUUUGCUCGCCAUUUAUAGCGAGAACUCGCUUGUGAUGGGGCUGACAUGCCACAGCUGUGCUGGUCUGACUAACUGUUCCGUCAAGACCUGUGACAACCAAGCGGACGUCUGCUACUCCUGCUUCAUCUAUUCUCCAGUGAGUGUGUUUGUCUCGGGCUGUGUGAGUGCCGCCGAGUGCCGCCGCAUGCAGACGAUGCCUGGCAGGGCCGUCAAAUGCUGCGAGACAGAUCUCUGCAACUCAUAAUGUCUGCCAGUGUUUUCAGUGACUGCACGCGUAAAUAAAAUGCAACCUGACUUAA
Messenger RNA from Lampris incognitus (smalleye Pacific opah), 433 nucleotides. Its product is annotated as weak neurotoxin 8-like. Lineage: Eukaryota; Metazoa; Chordata; Actinopteri; Lampriformes; Lampridae. The transcript is spliced from 4 exons. The record is from RefSeq and is a predicted model, not a curated record. The coding region runs from base 109 to 378 and encodes 89 amino acids.